Molecule: messenger RNA, 1348 nt
Organism: Seminavis robusta
Lineage: Eukaryota; Bacillariophyta; Bacillariophyceae; Naviculales; Naviculaceae
Source: the annotation of a GenBank genome assembly
GUUAGACUACAGUAGUUCAUCCGGAAUGCAAGCCACCACUAGCUAGUGACAGUCUAAGUCAUACUACGUAGUAAUAUGCUAGCUAGCUAGUAGACGAGUACCGGUACAACAGCAAACGAUGAAUCUUCCGACGAACCAUAAAACGGAAAGAUGCAAGCUACUACUGAUACCGGUAUGGAUGAUGCAUCCAGACCACCUGGUGGCGAUCCAAAGACCACAUCAAGUGUUUCUACUGAUGGUACCGGUACCGCUAAUGGUGGUCCUCUGAACCGAAGUCCCACUAGAAAGGAACAGUUGCAAAAGUCAUUGGGAUUCUACGUGGCCAUUGAAACUGCAUGGCAUCUCGCUUUGUUUGCGGCAUGUUACCGCUACCGGCCCAUGAUGCGUCUGAGCAAGACUGCGGCCGGAAAACGAGUCCUGCAACAACUCCAGGGGUGGACCAAGCGGAGGAGGACGGAAAACCGUGGUAGUAGCACGGGUGGGACCGGUAGUCGAGUCUGGCAAUCGAUGCAGAGAACUGUCCAGGCCAUUCCUGUUGUCAGGGACCCACAACGUGCCGUAGUAGCCUUUUCGGAGUGGUUCUUCUUCAACAAAACCAUAGGAAUUCCUCUGUGGCCCACCAAACUAUUCCUAGCUGCUUGGCUAUCCCAAAAGUUUGAACAGUACACGUGUACAAGCAACGAUACUACCUGAGCUACAAUGCUUCAAGUUUUGGUGGUAUUGGUUGUAUUGGUGGAGGUAUUCAGGACUUGUUCCGGAGUCAUCGUCGCCAAGAACAGAAGGAAACGUUUAGUAACCAAGACAAACAAGAAGAAGCAAACGAUGGGAGUGUGCUGAUAGAAGAAGAAAAUGAAAGCGGCUACGGAGGACAUGGGCGCCAUCAACAGCAGCAUCAAUGAAUUGCUUGAUUCGAUUCAUGUUCGUGAGCUUGAAAGGUAAGCAAGCUGGGUUUCCCCGUCAUUUACUGGAGGGUGUGCUUGGCUUUCUUUCCGAUAGCGCUACCGGUAUGCCAUACCGGUACCGUACCGGCACGGUAGAAGACACAGUCCAGGACGAUAAACUGAUAGAGUGGACUCAAGAGUAGUCAAGAAGCUUCGAUUAUUACGACUGAGAUAAUUUGGAUUCUUUUCAAUUCUCGCUCUACCCUGCCCUCUCGUCCGGUAGCGAACCUCUCUUCAACCGAGGAAUCCCUGUUUGGCACUCCUACCGAUACUACCGGUAUACAUCGCCGUGGUGAUAUUGUGAUAUGAUUGCAACUCAACAUGUGGUGGCCCCCCGCCCAACCAAACUCCCAUAUCAAAUAGAUUAUAGACAUCAAACUAGCUAGACUACAGCUGUUGCCUCAAGU